Molecule: messenger RNA, 3896 nt
Organism: Peromyscus leucopus (white-footed mouse)
Lineage: Eukaryota; Metazoa; Chordata; Mammalia; Rodentia; Cricetidae
Gene: Atp12a
Product: ATPase H+/K+ transporting non-gastric alpha2 subunit
Exons: 22
Coding region: 274-3627 (1117 amino acids)
Biological process (GO): proton transmembrane transport; intracellular potassium ion homeostasis; intracellular sodium ion homeostasis
Cellular component (GO): membrane
Molecular function (GO): P-type sodium:potassium-exchanging transporter activity; ATP hydrolysis activity; ATP binding
Source: RefSeq, a predicted model, not a curated record
GCCGCGGAGGUGCAUGCAGAGUCCGGGGCGGCGCCUGCCUCUUCAACGCCAACAUCGCCGCGGUCACCUCUCAGGAACCAGGGUCUGCACACCGCCGCGGCCGCGGCCACCGCCACCACCAGAUCGGGAUUAUCUGCGCAUCACACAUCACAGCCUGGCGCGCCACUAAAAAACCGCGCGUCUUAACCCCAGUCCGGCUCACCACAGCAGCAGCACACCCGCAUCCCGUGCCCUCACAUCCAUCUGCUAGAGUGUUGGACUACCAGCCACAGAAUGCGCCGGAAAACACCAAAAAUUUAUUCUGUGGAGCUCAAUGGAACUAAAGAUGUCAAUCAGAUCGACCAGAGAGACGACACGAAGUUCAAGGGGGUGAAGGACAAGGACUCGGAACCCAAUAAGAGUCAUGAGAAAGAGGAGCUGAAGAAAGAACUUGAUCUGGAUGACCACAGACUCAGUAAUACAGAAUUGGAACAGAAAUAUGGCACAAACAUCAUUCGGGGUCUCUCCAGUAUCAAAGCUGCAGAGCUCCUGGCUCGGGACGGGCCCAAUGCCCUCACCCCUCCCAAGCAGACUCCAGAGAUCAUCAAGUUCCUCAAGCAGAUGGUGGGGGGCUUCUCCAUCCUUUUGUGGAUAGGUGCUAUCUUGUGCUGGAUCGCAUAUGUGAUCCAGUAUGUCAACAAUUCUGCAUCCCUCGACAGUGUCUACUUGGGUGCCAUACUUAUCCUGGUCGUUAUUUUAACGGGAAUUUUCGCUUAUUACCAAGAAGCCAAAAGCACCAACAUCAUGGCCAGCUUUAGUAAGAUGAUCCCCCAGCAAGCUCUUGUCAUCCGAGAUUCAGAAAAGAAGAUCAUUCCUGCGGAGCAACUGGUGGUGGGGGACGUUGUGGAGAUUAAAGGAGGGGACCAGAUCCCCGCAGACAUCAGACUGGUGUCUUCCCAAGGGUGCAAAGUAGAUAAUUCCUCUCUCACUGGGGAAUCUGAACCCCAGGCUCGUUCAACUGAGUAUACCCAUGAAAACCCUUUGGAAACAAAGAACAUAGGCUUCUAUUCCACAACGUGCCUGGAAGGUAAGGCCAGCUGGCUCUCAAGGGUGCAUGCCUCACCUCUGUAUCAGCUCUCCCUCCUGGGCCCGAGGUUUGUGUCUCUCCAGCGCCUUGCCGUAAAGCUCUCCCAGAAGAAAUGCCGAGUGGAGGGGACCAGAGAACCAAUGCUAGCCUUUGAGUUGCCAUGCGCGGGCUCACUGCGCUGGCCAACAGAGACGGCCGGGAGCAGGAAGCCUGGAGUCAAAUCUCUUCUUUCCCUUGUAGGCACGGCGACUGGCGUUGUCAUCAGCACGGGCGACCGCACCAUCAUUGGUCGCAUUGCCUCCUUGGCCUCCGGUGUUGGAAGUGAGAAGACACCCAUCGCCAUUGAGAUCGAGCACUUUGUCCAUAUCGUGGCAGGGGUGGCCGUCUCCAUUGGCAUCAUUUUCUUCAUCAUCGCCGUGUGCAUGAAGUACUAUGUCCUCGAUGCCAUCAUCUUCCUCAUUAGCAUCAUUGUGGCCAAUGUACCUGAAGGCCUCCUGGCCACUGUCACUGUCACCCUGUCACUGACAGCGAAGCGGAUGGCUAAGAAGAACUGCCUGGUGAAGAACCUGGAGGCAGUGGAGACCCUGGGCUCCACCUCCAUCAUCUGUUCAGACAAGACCGGGACCCUGACCCAGAACAGGAUGACUGUGGCUCACCUGUGGUUUGACAAUCAGAUCUUUGUGGCUGAUACAAGCGAAAACCAGACAAAACAAGCCUUUGACCAAAGCUCUGGAACCUGGGCUUCUUUGUCCAAGAUAAUAGCACUGUGUAACCGAGCAGAGUUCAGGCCGGGUCAGGAGAGCGUCCCCAUCAUGAAGAGAAUUGUGGUCGGAGAUGCCUCAGAAACUGCUCUUCUAAAAUUCUCAGAGGUUGUUUUGGGCGAUGUGAUGGAAAUUAGAAAAAGAAACCACAAAGUAGCCGAAAUUCCUUUUAAUUCUACCAACAAAUUUCAGCUCUCCAUACAUGAGACAGAGGAUCCUAAUGACAAACGCUUCCUCAUGGUGAUGAAGGGGGCUCCCGAGAGAAUCUUAGAGAAGUGCAGCACCAUCAUGAUCAACGGCCAGGAGCAGCCACUGGACAAGAGCUCUGCCGACGCCUUCCACACCGCCUACAUGGAGCUGGGAGGCCUGGGCGAGCGUGUGUUGGGUUUCUGUCACCUCUACCUGCCAGCAGAUGAAUUUCCCCAAACCUACACAUUUGAUGUAGACAACAUAAACUUUCCCACUUCCAACCUCUGCUUUGUGGGGCUUCUGUCCAUGAUCGAUCCCCCUCGGUCCACUGUCCCGGAUGCAGUUACCAAAUGUCGGAGUGCAGGCAUCAAGGUUAUUAUGGUUACAGGAGAUCAUCCUAUCACAGCCAAAGCCAUUGCCAAAAGCGUGGGAAUCAUAUCCGCCAACAAUGAGACCGUGGAAGACAUUGCAAAACGCCGAGGUAUCCCUGUGGAGCGAGUCAACAAAAGAGAAGCUAAAGCCGCUGUGGUGACCGGCAUGGAACUGAAGGACAUGACCCCAGAACAACUAGAUGAGCUUUUAAUCAACUACCAAGAAAUCGUAUUUGCUCGGACAUCGCCCCAGCAGAAGUUGAUCAUCGUGGAGGGCUGUCAGAGGCAGGAUGCAGUUGUGGCUGUGACAGGAGAUGGAGUGAACGACUCUCCGGCCCUCAAGAAGGCAGACAUCGGGAUUGCUAUGGGAAUAGCGGGCUCUGAUGCUGCUAAAAAUGCAGCGGACAUGGUCUUGCUGGAUGACAACUUUGCAUCCAUAGUCACGGGGGUGGAGGAAGGUCGCCUGAUCUUUGACAACCUGAAGAAGACCAUUGCCUACACCCUGACCAAGAACAUUGCUGAGCUCUGUCCCUUUUUGAUCUACAUCGUUGCUGGGCUCCCCCUGCCCAUUGGCACCAUUACUAUUCUAUUCAUCGACCUGGGCACAGACAUUAUUCCCUCCAUUGCCUUGGCCUAUGAGAAAGCUGAAAGUGACAUUAUGAACAGGAAGCCUCGCCACAAGAAGAAGGACAGACUGGUGAACAGGCAGCUUGCCAUCUACUCUUACCUGCACAUUGGUCUCAUGCAAGCCCUGGGAGCUUUCCUCGUGUAUUUUACUGUCUACGCACAGCAGGGCUUUUGGCCCACCUCUCUCAUCAACCUGAGGGUAGCAUGGGAAACAGAUGAUAUAAAUGAUUUGGAAGACAGCUAUGGGCAGGAAUGGACAAGGUAUCAGAGAAAAUACCUAGAAUAUACAGGCUACACAGCUUUCUUCGUGGCCAUCAUGGUCCAACAAAUUGCAGAUCUAAUCAUCAGGAAAACCCGGAGGAAUUCCAUCUUCCAGCAAGGACUCUUCAGAAAUAAAGUCAUCUGGGUGGGGAUUGCCUCACAGAUCAUUGUGGCACUGAUCCUCUCCUAUGGUCUCGGGAGUGUAACAGCCCUGAGUUUUACCAUGCUCAGGGUUCAGUACUGGUUUGUGGCUGUACCCCAUGCCAUUUUGAUUUGGGUGUACGAUGAGAUGCGAAAACUCUUCAUCAGGCUCUACCCUGGAAGCUGGUGGGAUAAGAACAUGUAUUACUGAGGCCACGUCACUCACAGGCAUCCCAGCGGUGUCUCAGAGAUGGUCUUCUUCACGUCUGGCUACUCCCUAGGAGAUCGCUGCACAAUGUGAACACUGUUGAACCCCAUACAAGAGGGACUUUCCUAGAGAAAACUGUAUGAAGCUUGUUUCGUAUUUAAAGCUGAGAUUUAACUGUUUAUAUAGAAUUUUCAUUGCUAUGUGUGCCUUCUUAUUUUAAAUUAUGUGAAAUUCAGAGAGCAGCACAGAGAAGAAUAUAUGUAUAUAAAACU